AUUUUGAUUCAGCCAAACUUGACUUAGUGUUGAAAAUCUAAGUAUUUGUUAACUCAGACAACUUGUGCUAGUGGAGGUGUUGUUCAAGAGAAGGUGACUAAAGCUGCUUCAGUAGCACAUACGGCACUUCCGUGUUUUUAAGAAGUAUAUCAUAAUUAAGCUGGCCAGCAUUGUUGGAACAUUUUCAUUUGGGUGCAAAUGGCGACUUAUAUAUUAAGAUGAAGUUUGUCAGUGGAAAUAGCGGUGAGAUUGUCGGAGUGUGAGGGUGGGCGGGCGGCCAAGUGAGGCAGAGUGAGAGGUUGUCAUAAUGGUGUGUAAGGAUGAAGUGUGUCUGUGGUUUAAGAACAAUGAGCCACACCGCCGCCUGGAGUUGCUGUGUGGCCUGCUGAACAUGUGUCUACCCAUGGAGCUCAGGUUUAUUAGCACAUGUGUGGAAGACCUCGGCAAGAGGGACUUCCACGACCUCAGGGAAGCUGAAUACAAGGCCAACAACACGCAGGAGAUCAGCAAACUCUCUAACUUGUUAGAGGAGAGGACGCGCAGCAAGCUGAUAGUGUUCACAGCCUUGCUGAGCUCCAGGAACCACAGCUGCUCCUCUCUGCUGUACCAGCUGCUGGCACAGCACACCGCCCCUCCCACCGACCUCAACUACAUGAGGGAGAUGCUGCUGGUGUACACCAUGGUGCUCCACCACCCAGCCUUCACCUUCGAGCAGAAGAGAGUGAUAGCAGAGCUCCACAGUAGAACCUGCAGACUGGAAGCUCAGCUCUCUCACCAGAGCAACACUGAGGUGCUAGAUGCUCUAUCCCACAGCUGUAGUCCAACUACUGAGGGUUGUGACAGUGGUUUAAGUGUGGGCACAGAACCUGAAGGAGAUGGUCUUUUAGACAGCUGUGCUCUCCUUCCAACACCCAGUUCUCAGCUUCAUCAUCAUUACCAUCACCAUUCCCAUAGUUUGCCACCAGGUAAGCCCACUUUUGAGAUACGUGGAUUUUAGGUAGAAUUUGAAAUUUGACUUGCAUUAUGUACUUAGAGUUAAUGAAUACGUAUUAUAAAAUACGUCCAUAAAUUAUACUAUACGUAUUGUUAAAUACUGUAUAUGAACAUAAACAUUAAAUUUAUGAAUUGCCUAUAUAUUUCAUUUAUAUUUUCCUGCAUUUGCAAGUACUACUGUACAGUAUUGUCAAAAGCAGGUCAAAGUUUAAAACAAAAAAGAAAAUGUUAGAGCAUGAUGUACAGUAUAUGAAAAACACUCACAGCAGAGCAAACCUUUUUUUUUCCUUAUACAUUUUGAUAAAAUCCUAGUUAGGGUGGAACAUUGUCUGAUAAAAAAAAAAAACUUGCUCUGCUACUUGUGUUUUACAUAUUAUAUACCUAGUGUGUUGGCUGUUUGUCAGUAACUAUAUGAUGUACCAUACAAUAGUUAUUUCCCACUUUAGGCAUAUUCAGGUUACACAGUUUUUCUCUAUCAGUAUUUCUAAAGUAUACUGUAGUAUGUUCAAAAAGUGUGGUCUGUAACAAAAAAAUUACACCCUAAUGAAAUGGGAUAAAAUAGCUGCACACAACUGUGUGUGUGUGUGUGUGUGUGUAAGAAGUAAGUUGGUAGAUAUCAACCAUCCAGGGAGGUACUACUGUCCUGUAGAACAUGGUUAGAGGUCUUUAGAGGCCUAGCUGGAGCCAGUGAAUAUCACUCUCUGGUAUAGUAACUAAUAAGUAUUGGUCCUUUGAUAAUCAUUAAUUACACACAGAACAGUUGUAAAAUGUUUUGUGCAGUGAAAGUAGUAUAUUUUACAUACGGGUUGCCAGCAGUAGUUAUUACUAGUAAGAAUUUAUAGGCACCAACCAGCUUUGUGUAUGGUUCAACACUGCCACCAUUUGAAAUAAAGGAGGCAUUAGCAGUGCACUGUAUGGGGAAUGGCAGAAGCAGCAACAGUAUACAUUAGCACUAUUUGGUAACACGCCUGCGAGUCUCCCAGCAGUCAGCUGAAAGCAGAAUCCCAGGUUGUUUGUAAACAAACUCUUGUAUUCACUGAAGAAUGGGUCAGCACUUGCCUCAACUUUGUCCACUAAAUUUGGCAGUGGGUUAUAAGCCCAAGUUCUAAGGAGCUUGUGACUCAUGUUUUGUUACAGAUAACUGUUGUGUGUAUUGUUUGUACCUAUCAGAGGUGUAUAUUCUGUGUGUGUGUGCUAGGUGAGCACCGCACACCCACCAAAGAUGGUAAAUUCAUCAUAAAUAGUAUUAAGUUCACUCAAUAAUAUAAUCAUGGAUCAUAAUGGGAAACUAAUUUUUCUGUCCCCUGUUAUGAAAUAUUGUGAGAGCUGUUCUAAGAUAGCACUGCACGCCAAACAGCUAGUUGUAUCAUGCACAGCGCACACCUUGUGACAGUAGCCCACCAUACACCACUGGUACUUAUCCGCUAGGAAUUUUUAUUGACCUAAGAAAAGCUUUUGACACAGUAGACCACGGCAUCCUACUCCACAAACUUGACCAUUAUGGUAUA
Molecule: messenger RNA, 2501 nt
Organism: Cherax quadricarinatus
Lineage: Eukaryota; Metazoa; Arthropoda; Malacostraca; Decapoda; Parastacidae
Source: RefSeq, a predicted model, not a curated record